UCAAGAAAUGAGAUAUAAUUGAGUUUGAUUUCCAAAAAUAGACAAAUUAUUCAGCUUGUGACAGCAAAGAAAGGAAAGAGCAAAACCAGAGAAAAAGCCAAACCCCUCCGGACUCAUUUCCCCGCUUGCUUAAAAUCCUGGUGGUACUGCAUUUUGUUCAGAGUCUCAGAAAGAGUCAUAAGUAGGAAGAAAAAGCAAAGAAAAAGAGAAGAAACCAGAAACCACUAUAACUUGUCAAACACCUUCUUGGGUCUUUGUUUCUCUCUCAAGAGACAGAGCUCUCCACCACCAACCCACCACACACCCCUUCUCUUUUCUCUGUUCUAUGAAAGAACUUGUGAGGAUGCCUAGACCAGGCCCAAGACCGUAUGAGUGUGUUAGGAAAGCUUGGCACAGUGAAAGGCACCAACCCAUCAGAGGUUCUCUCAUUCAAGAGAUUUUCAGGGUUGUCAAUGAGGUUCAUGGCUCAGCUACUAAAAAGAACAAAGAAUGGCAAGAGAAGCUCCCUAUUGUUGUGCUCAAAGCAGAAGAGAUUAUGUACUCCAAAGCCAAUUCUGAGGCUGAAUACAUGGACCUUAAAACACUGUGGGAACGAACGAAUGACGCCAUUAAUACAAUUAUUAGACGGGACGAGAGUACAGAAAAUGGAAAGCUUCUCCAGCCUUGUAUUGAAGCUGCUCUAAAUUUGGGCUGCACGCCAAGAAGAGCAUCAAGGAGCCAACGGAAUAGCAUCCCAAGGUGUUAUCUGAGUCCCAGCACUCAAGAGGCCUCUGGCGUUUCUCUUGUCACAGUUGAGAAUUCUAAUCAAGGGGCUUAUACUCCUACUUCGAAGUAUAUAUCUCAUUGUCCAAAUUUUGUGAAACCCACUACUCUGAUUUCUACUAAUCCAAGCCCUGUUGCCCUGAACAACGAUUGUGCCUCUAACAAGCCUCCCUUUGCAUCUGAGAAUGUUCGGCCAUCUAGUAAUAACCACCCCAGCUUACCUAUGGAAAACUAUCCGGCAUCAAACUUUUAUUCAGUUUAUCCUUUGUAUUAUGGAAAUCGCCAACAGUUUGAAGAACCUUGGCCUGGUUUUGCAAUUACUAAGUUGACUUCUAACAUUUUGGAGCCUGCCAAGAUGGGUGUUGGGAGCCGCUUUUGCUGUAAUGUAGAUGCUUCCUAUAAGAUGACUGAAACUAAUACAAGGAGAACUCCUGUGAACACAUUUAAUAGUGGCUGUGAUCUAUCAUUGCGAUUGGGUCCUGUCCCUGUUACAUGCCCGAGUGUUGGAAAGAGUAAUCUCCAAGAUGUUGAAGAUGUUGGUUCUGGUAGUGGUCAAUCACCACAGGCGGAUAAAAAGGUCUCUUUCUGUCCUGGGGGAAAUGCGUAUGGACCAUCAGACUCCUGUUCAAGUAAAUGGAGUUUUGAGGGUAAAUAUUGGAAUGACGAAGCAACAACGAGAAAGCGAAAGGCAGAUUUUAAUCAGCCUGCGGAGGAUCAGCAAUUAUUUUGGCAGCCAAAUCUUCCUUGUAGUCACUUAACUGGAAGUAUGAGAAAUGCAGGUUCGUAGACUGACUCUUUGCUAAAGUGUGUUGUUUCAGAUCUUGAUGUGGAAGGUUUCUCUAGCAAUGUUGAUAUGGUCAAAUUAGAUUUUGAUGAGUUGCUUUUUUCCAAUGAUGCAACAAAGAUUGUAAAAAUGUAAAAAGACUUAAGUUUUAAGUUAGAUGUACGUGGACAAACUAACUGAAGAGGCUUUUUGAUAUGCAAUGUACAAAAGAAUCUUUUGUGUGACUGAUGCUGGUUCUAGAACAUGGAAAUAUAUGUCAUCUAUCCUUAUUGACUUA
This is a messenger RNA of Corylus avellana, 1823 nucleotides long. RefSeq names its product histone acetyltransferase. NCBI's taxonomy places the organism in Eukaryota, Viridiplantae, Streptophyta, Magnoliopsida, Fagales, Betulaceae. Gene Ontology annotation, molecular function: transcription coregulator activity. The record is from RefSeq and is a predicted model, not a curated record. Gene Ontology annotation, biological process: regulation of DNA-templated transcription.